AAUGGUCGCAAAAGUAGCUGAAUUCAUCAUGUCCAUAGGUCCAAAUGGUGUAUGGCUUCUUUUAGUUGGCGGUUUACUCCUUUAUAUCUGCAUGCGGGGAGAAGAAGAUGAGGUGAUAUCGCCACACUCUGGUGCUCAUCGUGAUACCCGUAGCUCUACUAGUCGUGCUACCAGUCCUUCUGAUUAUAGUGAUGGUAUCCGGACUGGUACACGCGUCCUUAACCCAGACCCAAAGCCGAGGCCAAGGGCAAAUCCUCCUGCACCGUUUCGGACUCAGAGUACCGUGCAGCGGCUCUGUGGGGAGUUUCGUUGCGGACACUGUGGCAGGUGGUGGACCAGCUUCAGCGCCUGGCGCGGCGAGUGGCAGAAAUGUCGAAGCUGCGGCACCAAGGUGUACCCACAAUCUCUCAGCGUCGCUGAACAUGCCCCUGAUGGUGACAAUGGACGGCCUCACGACGAGGAGAAUUGCAGUAUGUGCUUACGACUGGGUUCUAACUGUCGAAGGCUAUAGCCGUGCAUAAUGAUGUGUUGCCAUAAUGAAUGAAGCACAAUAAGCAUUCCAUAGACGGUAGACCUGCGCUUAAUCCGCGCUCACUGUACUUGUACAUCUUUCUAAAUCCUCCAAACAAGAUCCAAACCGUAAAGGAAGAAGCGUAUUCUUUGUCAGGAGUCAGGAUGUCAGCACCAGGCGGGAAAGGCCUCACUCCGUAUCAAGGAAAGAGGCGAACCUGGGGGGAGUUUAGGUGCAGCUGUGGCAAGCGAUGGUCCAGCGGUAACUCCUGGCGCGACACUUGGCAGAGAUGUCAGUCCUGCGCGGAGGAAGUAUACCCGUACGAACAACGCCCUCUGGAACCCAGCACUGAUCCGGAUCGCGGAGUGCAUGAUCAGAGAAACUGUGGAAAGUGCAUUCGCAUGGGUCGCUGCUGCAGAGAUCGAUGAGCGCGAACAUCGUGGCUGUGGGGCUGGGUGACGUCUAGGCUGCUGGCGAUGUGAUCAAGGAGAAGCCACGGAGAUCUCGAGGGAGAAAAGACCUCAAGGUGACUACCUUCCUUCAGUACCUGGACUUCAAUAAUCAAAACUUGGUGAAACCAUUAGCAUGAAGAUAGGAUCCUAUGCCUAGGGAGUAACACACAAUUCAUUAGAAUGAGGUGGCCGUUUAAUACUAUUAAUUUUGUGGAUGUACGUGUAAGUUCAUCAAUGCUAUCAUGCCUUACUCUCAUUAUUCCGAACAAUCCAUAGGGUUCGCGCUUCCAGAGCUCUGUUAUGUAUUUGCGCGCGACGGGUCUCAGUUGCCUGCUCUGCCGGUCCUCGUCCCUGUCUCCAUCUUCAUCAUCCACCUUUCCUCCCCGUUCCCCACCUCCUCUUCUUGUCGCUUGCCCUAUUCUUUUGCUUCCCUGGGUUUCUGCCUUCUCGCCAUCUUCUUAUUGCUAGAAUUUCUGGAAUUUUCACUGGUUUUUAAAAGUCCGAUUCCCACGGCACCUGUUUUUACAAAGGCCUCUUCAAUGCCGUUUAUCCCAUCGCCGUCUAUCAUGGGUCCAACUAUCUGUUACAGUAACUAUACGAUGGCGGUUGCUCUCAUUCUAUUGCAUUGAGUGAAUUCUCGUUGUCUGGAAUGUUGGUUUGCUGAAAACACUUGUGCUGGACAGUAGAAGUCCAAAUCCAAUUCAUUGCAUGGGUUCCAGCAUUCGACAUUGCUCUGUUGAGCGCAUGAAGGCAUACUCUACACGU
This is a messenger RNA of Sycon ciliatum, 1728 nucleotides long. Its product is annotated as zinc finger CCHC domain-containing protein 24-like. The record is from RefSeq and is a predicted model, not a curated record. The transcript is spliced from 2 exons. The coding region runs from base 541 to 939 and encodes 132 amino acids. NCBI's taxonomy places the organism in Eukaryota, Metazoa, Porifera, Calcarea, Leucosolenida, Sycettidae.